GUCGACUAUAAAAUACAGUAUAUUUCUCAUUUUCAUCUUACUUUAGACUUUUAUACAUAAAAGUUUGAAAAAGAUGAGAAUAAGAAGGUGGACUUUAGAAGUUUUAGUGAACGAAAUACCUCUCCGAGAAUAUGUAAUUUCUGAUUCAGUACUUGGAGCCAGUGCAUCUAACGUAUUGAAAUCAUAUGUGUUCGAAGGAAAUCGAAAGAAAUUUUGCGACUCGGCUACUUUUAUUGCAGUUCCAGGACCUGGAACAUAUUAUAGUAUAGUGGUUUCUCCAAGCAUAAGUAAAAUCGCACCCAAAAUUUAUGUAGAUGGUAGAAAUGACGAUUCUUAUGUAAAAAGUAGUGAUUCAUCAUUUAGCAUCGUUAAAGGUUUCCAUAAUAGAAAUAGAACUAUAAGAUAUGAUUUCAUUUUCGACAAAACAGAAUGGAUUGAAACGGAUAUUCCACAAAGAACUAAAUAUGGUGGACUUGGUAUAAUAUCUGUUUAUUUCUAUAAAGUCAAAGAAAGGUAUGAAUCAUCAAGAAAUUAUAGUUCGUAUUUGAGCUAUGAUCUAAACAAAGAUUUUAAAGGAGUAAAGAUUCCAGAAACUAAGAAAUAUUUUGACGUGGCUCUUACCACAAAAUUUCCGAAGGCAUAGAAUGUUACGGUGAUCGCUCAUCAUAUAAAAUAGUAAGAGAUGAUGAACCAUUGGCU
Rhizophagus irregularis DAOM 181602=DAOM 197198 is the source of this 699-nucleotide messenger RNA. The record is from RefSeq and is a predicted model, not a curated record. NCBI's taxonomy places the organism in Eukaryota, Fungi, Glomeromycota, Glomeromycetes, Glomerales, Glomeraceae.